CACUUAACUUUUCUUUGAACUGUUGCCGUACCUGUGAACUCAUAAAUCGCCGGAGGGUCGCAGCAGUAUAUAGACUUCUGGCUUUCUGUGUUCGAUUAGAUGAGCCGCUGAUUGAGAACGCCAUGGACAGUCAGCCGAAUACUCCGGUCAUGAUGGAAGAGCAUUUGGACGACCUUACGGUUAAAUUACUCAAGCAGUGGGAAUGGAAGAACGGAGACGGCGCGUUCGUAAGUGGACAGCGGACCGUACAUUGUGCCUCGUCACCGGAAUCAUCACUUGAUUCGAUGUGCUCUUCUCCGGAGAUGCCUGGGAGUGCCGGUGGAGACCAACAUUUCGCCAAUUUCCCCUACACGCUGUUGGGACACAGUCCAGUUCAGCGCACGCCACAGAAAACAUCAAAAUCCAAGAUGUCGACAAAAAGGCGCGUCAAGGCAAGUGAGAGGGAGAAGAUGCGAAUGAGAAGUUUGGCAGAGGCUUUGCAUCACCUCCGUGACUAUCUGCCACCUGAUUAUAGCCGUAGAGGUCAGCCGCUAACUAAAAUCCAGACACUGAAGUACACGAUUGAGUACAUAAAGGAACUUUCAGAUAUUCUCAACCAUUCGUAAUCUCUUUGGAGGUCAUCUGCUUUACCAUGGAAACACCCAGAAGCAACUGUAUGUUAUUUAAUAGAACUUUGGGAUAUCAUAAAUCAUGCGUCAUGUCGUGCGCUCUGGUGACCUCUGGCAAUGCUUGGAAUGAUUUGACGUUGUAAUGACGUCCAGUUGUCAAAUUAUCUUUAUGCAAUGGAUUUGUCGUAUUUUCUUUAUUGUUGUUGUGGUAAAGGAUGGGAUGAUAAUUCAAUGUUGUAUAAAUUUGUUUUGCUGAAUAUCAUCCCUCACCUGAUGUAAAUAAUAAUGUUUUAAUGUUAUUUGGCACUUGAAGAUGUGUCAGUCUUCCGUAGACUAUUUUGUGAUUGAUUUAGUGGA
Alosa alosa (allis shad) is the source of this 965-nucleotide messenger RNA. RefSeq names its product mesogenin 1 (gene msgn1). The record is from RefSeq and is a predicted model, not a curated record. The transcript has a single exon. Lineage: Eukaryota; Metazoa; Chordata; Actinopteri; Clupeiformes; Clupeidae. Bases 123 to 605 code for a protein of 160 amino acids. Gene Ontology annotation, cellular component: nucleus. Gene Ontology annotation, biological process: regulation of transcription by RNA polymerase II; mesoderm formation. Gene Ontology annotation, molecular function: protein dimerization activity; DNA-binding transcription factor activity, RNA polymerase II-specific; RNA polymerase II cis-regulatory region sequence-specific DNA binding.